UGGGCAUCCCUUUCGAAGGACUAGUUAGACAUAUCUGAUGUAAAUAAUAAUAAUAAUAAUUUAAAAAACUAAGAAAGGUUACAGUGUUCGACUAGCGAUUUUGCCUUAAACAGAAGACAACACGUCAGAGGGACCUAACAUAUUUUACGCUAACGCAGACAGGAGAAGGUGAAGCACUGCCCCAGCCCUGCUUUCUGGAAAGCGCCGUGGGUUUGGCUUCAGAGCCCCCAGCAGCCGCAAGAAGCUUCGAUGUCAUGUAGUCCUAAUCGACGACAACCGGGGAGAAGUAUCUAUCUAUCUAUCUGCCGGGGAAAAAAGCAGGCUUCCGAGGGCCAUCAGAAGGAGUGGGCAAAGAAAGCCGUAUUACUUCUGCUGCCCAAUCGAUCCACUGGCGUUGAAGAAGCGCUGGGACCAGCAGCAGCGUGGGGAGAGCCGGCCGCCUCUGGGGUGUUAUUCCAACGGGAGUGGAAUACACGCUUGACACAUAAGGGAAGGAGGGGUUAGCAGACAAAAUACGUUUAAAGCAGACAAUUACAUUUUCCGACACAUUUCUAAAGGAAGCAAUAUUGUCCUCACUUUCGACAAAACCGACUUUGGAAAAAAGGAAGAAAAAAAAACGGGAUACAGAUCUUGGUUUUGUGUGUGGAACCAAAGAGCUGUUCAGUGCUGGCUCCGAGAGUGACUAUUAGAGAGGUAAGGACUCGAAAGAAGGAGGGUGCAUGGAGCAAUCAAGGCUGGUUAAACCAAGGACAUCCACCAUCCUCUGGUUGGGCCUUGUUACUGCAGCAGCAACGUUGCUAUGCGCAGAGGCCCGAACCACCCCAAGCCCAACAGCAAACAAUGCCACGUGUGAAGGGACAUCCGACUGCAAACCGGGCAUUAUUCUGCCGAUCUGGUACCCCGAGGACCCGUCGAUGGGCGAUAAGAUUGCGCGGGUGAUUGUAUACUUUGUCGCAAUGAUUUACAUGUUUCUUGGCGUGUCCAUUAUUGCUGAUCGCUUCAUGGCAGCCAUUGAGGUCAUAACCUCCCAAGAGAAAGAGGUCAUCAUCAAAAGAUCCAAUGGAGAAACCACCACCACCACCAUUCGAGUGUGGAAUGAAACCGUUUCCAACCUGACCUUGAUGGCACUGGGUUCAUCAGCCCCAGAGAUCCUGCUUUCAGUCAUUGAGGUCUGUGGUCACAGCUUCCAAGCUGGGGAGCUGGGUCCCUCCACUAUCGUAGGCAGUGCAGCUUUCAACAUGUUUGUCAUUAUUGGGCUCUGUGUGUCAGUUAUCCCUGACGGAGAGACACGGAAGGUCAAGCACUUGCGUGUCUUCUUCGUUACAGCAGCCUGGAGUAUCUUUGCCUAUAUUUGGCUUUAUAUGAUUCUGGCUGUUUUCUCUCCCAAUGUGGUCCAGAUCUGGGAGGGCCUCCUCACUCUUGCGUUCUUUCCAAUUUGUGUCAUCCUGGCCUGGGUGGCCGAUCGUCGUUUGUUAUUCUAUAAGUUCAUGCAUAAAAAGUACCGAACAGAUAAGCAUAGAGGAGUUAUCAUUGAGACUGAGGGAGAACGAUCCAAAGGUAUUGAGAUGGAUGGAAAAAUGGUAAACUCACAUUUUGUUGACGGUGCUUCUAGUAACCUGAUUGGACUGAUAGAUGUGAAAGAGAUUGAUGAGUCCCGGCGAGACAUGAUCCGCAUUUUAAAGGAUCUGAAGCAGAAGCAUCCUGAAAAGGACAUGGACCAGUUGGUGGAAAUGGCCAACUACUAUGCCCUUUCUCAUCAGCAAAAGAGUCGCGCUUUCUACCGCAUUCAGGCCACGCGGCUAAUGACUGGAGCAGGAAACAUACUAAAGAAACAUGUAGCUGAGCAGGCUAAGAGGAGCACCAGUCUGCAGGAGGUGCAUAUUGAGGAACCUGAGGAGUUUGUAUCCAAAAUCUUUUUUGAGCCUUGUGUCUACCAGUGUCUUGAGAAUUGUGGUGGUGCCCUGCUGACGAUUGUUAGGAAGGGGGGUGACAUUAACAGAACGGUGUAUGUGGACUACAAAACCGAAGAUGGCUCCGCCAAUGCUGGCGCAGACUAUGAGUUCACAGAGGGAACAGCUGUAUUCAAGCCUGGUGAGAUGCAGAAGGAGAUUAGUGUAGGUAUCAUUGACGAUGACAUCUUUGAAGAGGAUGAGCAUUUUUUUGUGCGACUCAGCAACGUACGUGUGCUGGAGACGGAAGAUAUGCUGUCAGCCAACAUGCUACAUUUCCCCAAAGCCCUACUAGGAUUCCCUGCCGUGGCUACAAUCACAAUCCUAGAUGAUGACCAUGCUGGCAUCUUCACUUUCGAGAGUGAUUCUGUGCAUGUGAGCGAGAGCGUGGGCAUUAUGGAGGUUAAGGUGCUAAGGACUUCUGGAGCUCGCGGCACUGUCAUCGUGCCUUACCGAACAAAUGAAGGGUUGGCCAAGGGGGGAGGAGUGGAUUUUGAUGACACCUAUGGAGAACUGGAGUUUAAAAAUGACGAGACUUGCAAAUCGAUUCAGGUGAAAGUCAUAGAUGACGAGGAAUAUGAGAAAAACAAAAAUUUCUUUCUGGAGCUUGCUGAGCCACGCAUGGUGGAUAUGAGCCUGCAGAAAGCUCUUUUAUUCUUUGAAGACCGAAAGUUGUCACCUGAAGAAGAAGAAGCAAAGAGAAUCGCAGAGAUGGGCAAACCGGUCUUAGGGCAGCACCGCAAGCUAGAGGUCAUCAUUGAGGAGUCGUAUGAAUUUAAGAGCACAGUGGACAAACUGAUAAAGAAGACUAACCUGGCUCUUGUUGUGGGAACUAACUCUUGGCGAGAUCAGUUCCUGGAGGCCAUCACAGUCAGUGCAGUCUUUAACAACAUCCCAGGAGAUGAGGAUGAGGAGGAUUCAGGGGAAGAACGCCUGCCUUCCUGCUUUGACUAUGUCAUGCACUUCUUGACAGUUUUCUGGAAAGUUCUAUUUGCAUGUGUUCCACCUACGGAGUACUGGAAUGGCUGGGCCUGCUUCACUGUGUCCAUCAUCAUUAUUGGCUUGUUGACGGCCGUUAUUGGUGACUUGGCAUCACAUUUUGGCUGUACGAUUGGUCUGAAGGACUCCGUUACUGCUGUGGUGUUUGUGGCCCUAGGGACUUCAAUUCCUGACACCUUUGCCAGUAAGGUGGCCGCAGUACAGGAUACAUAUGCUGAUGCCUCCAUUGAGAACGUGACCGGCAGUAAUGCUGUCAAUGUGUUUCUUGGCAUUGGAGUGGCAUGGUCAGUGGCAGCCAUCUACUGGCACAUGCAAGGGAAGGAAUUUGUGGUGCCAGCCGGGUCCUUGGCCUUCUCUGUCACACUCUUCACCAUCUUCGCCUUCCUUGCAGUAACUGUGCUGCUCUACCGGCGCCGUGCCCAUAUUGGCGGAGAGCUGGGCGGCCCUCACGGACACAGACUGGCCACCACUGGCUUCUUCUUCAGCCUGUGGUUCCUCUACAUCCUCUUCUCAAGUCUGGAGGCUUAUUGUCAUAUACAAGGCUUUUAGCCACUAGGAACAUCUAUCCAGCCGGACAGAGGUACUAAACGGAAGAAAAUACAAGUGUGGAUUAAGUAUGGAAAUGGGUGUGGAGCAGGGUUGUACAGAGUGCAAGACAAGAGGACGCAGGAGAGACCUCCACCGCGGCAGCCCUUCCUGAGGUCUCUGCAGAUAUCAGACGGUCAAGGGGAAGCAUUAAUAAAGGAGGAAUAAGGCAGUGCCUUUUUUCCCUGGAGUGAGGGCUUGGAUGAAGACAAACAUCCUGUUCAGAACAUGCUUAUAAAAUUAUCAGUUCUGAGGAGUCCCAUUGCCACGGGGCGGAUGCUUCUAGCAAAUUUGUCUAUAUCUGAUCAUUUCAACUAAAUCAAAAAUAAAAAACGUUCGACUAAUUUUUUUUUGUACUAUACUACUCAAUAUCAACAUCUCUGUUACUCUUACAGAAGUGGCACAAUUUAUCACUACCUUUCUUCCAUUCUGCUUAAAAAAAUCACUGGAUUGUAGUUUUUCUGUUUAUCUGUUUAUUUGCAUUUACAUGGGAGAUCGAUUUUUCCUUUUAUUUCAGGGAAUUUUGCAUGAUAUGAACCUUAAUUCAAUUUAUGUCAAAUUAUCAGUUUCUGAUUUUUUGUCAACAAAAAUAAACUGUUUGAAAAAUUA
Molecule: messenger RNA, 4142 nt
Organism: Paramormyrops kingsleyae
Lineage: Eukaryota; Metazoa; Chordata; Actinopteri; Osteoglossiformes; Mormyridae
Source: RefSeq, a predicted model, not a curated record